This is a messenger RNA of Lottia gigantea (owl limpet), 1522 nucleotides long. RefSeq lists its product as hypothetical. NCBI's taxonomy places the organism in Eukaryota, Metazoa, Mollusca, Gastropoda, Lottiidae. The record is from RefSeq and is a predicted model, not a curated record. The coding region runs from base 99 to 809 and encodes 236 amino acids. The transcript has 2 exons.
CGAAAAGAGUUGAAGUACACAGAUACGUUUAAAAAAAGAAGGAUGUAAACUUAACGCCAUAUUUGACGAAUGUAGCUACAAAAGAUGUGGAUGUAUAAAUGGGUAGGAAGUCAGAAUCAAGAUACAAACCAAAAUCUCAGGAACGUGAAAAACGACGAGCAAGGCGAAAACAGGACAGAAGAUGCCGAGAUAUCAGAAUUGGUGGUUGUAUAUUUGUGUUAGGAUUUCCUCUAUUGUUAGCUGGUACCAUCAUUCUUAUUGUGACCAAUGUUAACAAAAAUCAACAAUCUUUACCGUCAUCCUUAUUCUUGUUAGGACCAUUGUUUACCGGAUUAUCUUUACUAUGUUUUAUCUUAGGAUUAUUGCUUACGGAAAUCAUUAACAUAGAACCUUUAAUAUAUCGGAUCAUCCCAGAUAAUCCAAAAACCUGUCCGUUUUUGUAUAAUUUGUUCAAGAAAGACAACCAGCAAUACAUCGAUCAACAAACUGCUAUAAUUUCUCAACAGCUACCACCAUCUAAAUCAGCAUUACGGAAACCUCCUAAUCCAGAAUCCCAACCACCAACGAAAGUACGUCGCGGAGUAACAUUUUCUGAAACCUCUAGCGGAUCUGAGGAAAAGUAUUCGUCUCAGAUAUCAUUAGUAUCGUUAAGAAACUGUAAAAUACAUCCUUCUUUCGAGGAAGAUGAGGGUGGGAGUAAAACACAAACUGACACAGUGUACAUCGUUAGUCCGUCAACUUUACCCAUAGCUGAUUCGAACCAAACGAACGAUGAUGAAGUUUUUCAUUCCAAUGAAGAUGUUGUUUAAUGUCGAAAGUGUUGUACCAUUGAACCACCGAUUGUUGUAAAAAAUAUCACAAGUCGUUGUGUUGGAAUUAUAAUGACAAGUUUUUGCUCAAUUUUCAUACUGUUGAAUACAUCUUAAACGAUAUUAUGGCUAGACCCCUUCCAAAUCCAAACGGCUGAUUGACAUUAUUCAAGAAGCAGCAUAAUGAGAGAUUCUCUUUUAUUGUACGGGUUUUAUAAUGCUUUUUUGAAUAACAUGCAUUUUUAAAGUUAACGUUAACUUUUAUUUUAACCCUUUUGUUUUUGCAUAUAUCCAAUGUACCUCAGAAUUUUAAAAUUUUAUUGUCCCAUGGCAUCCUAUUGCUAGAUCUAAAAUUUUGCCUCUUGCAGUGCUGAACUAUGAAAUGAUAUUCAAUGAAUAUGACAAUAAAUUGCAGAUAUUUUUAAAUGUUCUUAUUAUGACGAAUCCCAAAUUGCCAAUAUAUAACAUCAAUUAUCCCAAAUUGUAUAAAAUAUGUUGUGUUAUGUUUCGCAUUUUUAUACCAUUAUCUAUUGUGAUAAGCAUAUUUAGUUUUUAUAUGUAGUUGCAACCAUCCGAGUGCUCUUAUUUUAAAGUUUUAAAUAAUGUGAUUAUUAAAUAUAUUUCGUUAAUUUUGUGUUUAACAAAGAAUAAUGUAUAUAGUAUAUUGUGCCAAACUUGAAUGUUAUGUUAUGAAAAUAAACUGUGUGAAAUUC